This is a messenger RNA of Equus quagga, 942 nucleotides long. RefSeq names its product olfactory receptor 52H1-like. Gene Ontology annotation, cellular component: membrane. Gene Ontology annotation, molecular function: olfactory receptor activity; G protein-coupled receptor activity. Gene Ontology annotation, biological process: G protein-coupled receptor signaling pathway. The transcript has a single exon. The record is from RefSeq and is a predicted model, not a curated record. Lineage: Eukaryota; Metazoa; Chordata; Mammalia; Perissodactyla; Equidae. The coding region runs from base 1 to 942 and encodes 313 amino acids.
AUGUAUAACUUGAGCUGCUACAACCCUGGUUCCUUCAUCCUUGUUGGAAUACCUGGCCUAGAGAAGUUCCACAUCUGGAUUGGGAUUCCUUUUUGUGUCAUAUAUGUUGUGGCUAUUGUGGGCAAUUGCGUCCUCCUCUACCUCAUUGCAGUUGAGCACAGCCUCCAUGAGCCCAUGUUUUUCUUCCUCUCUAUGCUUGCAACCACUGACCUCAUCUUGUCCACUGCCACAGUGCCCAAAGUGCUCAGUAACCUCUGGCUUGGCUCCCAGGAAAUAACCUUCUCUGGUUGUCUCACCCAGAUGUUCUUCCUCCACUUCAGCUUUGUAGUGGAUUCAGCCAUCCUGUUGGCUAUGGCAUUUGAUCGCUAUGUGGCCAUCUGCUUCCCCUUGAGAUAUACCACAAUCCUGACUCCGCAGGUGAUGAUUAAGCUUGUAGUGAGCAUUGCUGUGAGGAGCUUUUCUAUCAUCCUUCCAGACAUUUUUCUGCUGAAACGGUUACCUUUCUGCGGGACACAUAUCAUCCCACACACAUACUGUGAGCAUAUAGGUGUCGCUCAGCUUUCCUCUGCUGAUAUCUCCAUCAACAUCUGGUAUGGAUUUUCUGUGCCUCUCAUGACAGUCAUAUCAGAUGUGAUUUUUAUUGCUGUCUCCUAUAGUUUCAUCCUCCAUGCUGUCUUUCAACUCUCAUCGCAGGGUGCCCGCCAAAAGGCCCUCAGCACCUGUGGCUCCCACGUCUGUGUUAUCCUCAUAUUUUACACACCGGCCUUCUUCUCCAUCCUUGCUCAUCGCUUUGGACACAGUGUCCCUCGAAACGUGCUCAUCCUGUUUGCAAACCUCUAUGUGGCCAUCCCUCCUGCUUUAAAUCCAAUUGUUUAUGGAGUGAAGACCCAGCAGAUCCAGGACAAAUUUAUCCUCCGCUGCUCUUUGAACAAGAAACAGUGA